AUGUGUGUUCGGAGUGAAGUGUUUACAUCCAUUGCUCAUGUCAUCCAAUUACUUGAUACUGAAAGCGAAUUGGCAAAACAACUGAAAAUCUAUUUGAAAAACGAACAUGCACGAUUGGUUCAUAUAGAAAAAUUUCUCAGCGUUAUCAACAAUGAACUUUCUCAAGCUCGAGGCAAGGAAGAACAAUACUUCAGCAAUCCGAUCAAUGUCUACCUUUUCUUCAAACACCUCACUACUGAAUGGUAUCAUAUCAAAGAAAUGACGUCUCCAGAUAUAAGAACAAUCAUUCAUAGAAAUUGGUUAUUUCCAUCACUGGAAGAUUUAACAGGAACCGGCACCUCUCUGUUACGCUUACAAGAUACCUAUCAAUUUACAACAAGUCAAAUGGCCAAUGGGGAAAUUGAUUUGAAGUUCAGAUCCCAAAAAUUGACUAGUGAUGAGUGCUAUCACAUUGGCCAUCUGGCCUAUACAAAUAAUGACUUCCAUUAUGCACUAAUGUGGAUGCAAGAAGCACUUGACCGUUUUGAUGAAAAAAAUAAAAGAGCAUUGAUAAGGCGAAUCGAUAUUUUGGAUCAUCUUAGCAAUGCAACAUUUCAGGAAGGCAACAUUGAAAACGCACUUGCACUAACUGAAGAAAUGCUUGCUAUUGAUCCGAAUCAUGUUCAAGCAAAAGCAAAUAAAGUUUACUAUGCAUCUCUCAUAAAAAGUCAAACUUUGAGCAAAGAUCAGAGAGAAGAUUAUUUAGCUUCAUCGGAGAAAGUCGGUUCAAAUGAGCUCAAUGAGAUCUGCAAAGCACUCUGCCGACAAAAUCGUGCUAAGCUCAGUCAUAAACAUCAAGCAAAAUUAUUUUGUCGGUACCGUCAUAACAACCAUCCAUAUUUAAUCUUAAGGCCAGUCAAAGAAGAACAAUUAUUCGAUGAGCCAACUAUCCUUCUAUUCCAUGAUGUUGUGAGCGAUACCGAUAUUGAAAAAAUCAAAGUAUUGGCCACACCUCAGUUGCGGCGUUCUUUGAUAGCCAAUGCCACCACCAAUACUGGGACGCCGGUCGACUACAGAGUCAGUAAGAGUACUUGGCUAAGCGAUAGAGUUUCACCAGCCGUAGCUCGACUCUCUCGUUUGAUUGGUGCUGUUACGAAUUUGACGAUGGAAACUGCUGAAGAUCUCCAGGUUUUAAACUAUGGCGUCGGUGGUUACUAUCAACCUCAUGCCGAUUUUUUUCAAGUGUUGGAAAACGGUGGUUUCACGUUUAAGAAUGGUAAUCGGAUAGCUACAUGGUUGACUUACAUGAGUGAUGUAGAAUUUGGCGGUGCUACAGUCUUUCUCGCUGUCGACGGUCAUAUCGUGCCGAAGAAACGAAGCGCAGUAUUCUGGUACAAUAUGUUUGCAUCUGGAGAAGUCGAUUACAGAACUGCGCAUGCAGCUUGUCCAGUACUAAUCGGUAAUAAAUGGAUAGCAACUAAGUGGAUUCAUGAGCGUGGUCAAGAAUUUCGACGCCCAUGUUCGCUCGACUCGAUGCUGUAA
Molecule: messenger RNA, 1521 nt
Organism: Rotaria socialis
Lineage: Eukaryota; Metazoa; Rotifera; Eurotatoria; Philodinida; Philodinidae
Source: the annotation of a GenBank genome assembly